AAAAGACCGUAUUUGAUGGGGCACUUUCAAAAAACAAACGAUCAUGGCGAAGUGGAAACAACCCCCAAGUCUCAUUGGGAUUGAUAUUGGAUUAGGAGGGUUUAUGAAGUCCGUUUUUAAGGCUUUACUGAUUUACAGCCUUUUCACCCACAUUUUCUCUGUUUCAUCGACUUCUCCGAUUCACUUCUCAGUUCUCUGUCUGCAUCAAACUUCGUUGGACUGCUCGUUAUCUUGUCUGUUUCCCAGUUCUUCAUCGUUACAUUUAGUCUUCUCUGCAAAUCGCCGGCGCAUCCAUCUUCUCAGAUUUUGCUUACAGAUUGCAAGAGGAAGAAUGUCAGGAAAGAGAAAUAUAGGGCUUCUUCCCGACAGAGUUUAA
Molecule: messenger RNA, 376 nt
Organism: Lactuca virosa
Lineage: Eukaryota; Viridiplantae; Streptophyta; Magnoliopsida; Asterales; Asteraceae
Source: the annotation of a GenBank genome assembly